AUGGCUCAGCGCACGCAACCCACUAUCAUUCUGACCGGCACGCCCGGUACAGGCAAAACGACCCACGGAGAGCUGAUUGCGGCGCAAUUGCCGGAGCUGAAGCACAUCAAUGUUGGCGAUAUGGUGAAGGAAAGAGGAUUGCAUGAGGGCUGGGAUGAAGAAUGGCAGAGUUGGAACGUCGAUGAGGAUAAGCUACUCGACGAGUUGGAACCGCUGGCGAGCGCAGGAGGCGUCAUCUUGGACUGGCACACCUGCGAACUGUUCCCCGAACGCUGGGCCGACCUCGUCGUCGUCCUGCGCUGCCAACAUACUAAACUCUGGGAACGCCUCGAAUCCCGCAACUACCCGCUGAAGAAGAUCCAGGAGAACAACGAGGCGGAGAUAAUGGGUGUCGUGUCCGAGGAAGCGCGGGAGAGUUACGCGCCGGAGAUCGUGGUCGAGUUGCAGAGCGAGAGCACCGAUGACCUUGAGGCGAAUGUGGCGCGCGUCGUCGCGUGGGUCGAAGCCUGGAGGAAGGACCAUCCAGCGGAAGAUGCCGAGUCGUAG
Peniophora sp. CBMAI 1063 is the source of this 546-nucleotide messenger RNA. The record is from the annotation of a GenBank genome assembly. NCBI's taxonomy places the organism in Eukaryota, Fungi, Basidiomycota, Agaricomycetes, Russulales, Peniophoraceae.